GCGCAGACACCUGUUCCCCCUUCAUUGCUAUAAGUUUCUCGAUCCUGAAAAGAGCGCAUUUGUUGUUUCUUCAUUGUUGACUAGCAAUAUAAAGUUUAUUGUUUACUCGCAAAUAGGCUCAGACAGCAGCUUUGAGAGCAGCUUUUGAGCUGAUCUUUAGUGUAAUCAACGAAAAAAGCUCGGCUGAUCGUUAUUUUUUAGUGUCACUAUUAUUUAGCAGAAAAGUCUACUCGACGAUGGCGCAAUUCGUACACAUGGUAUACGAUGGCUAUCGGGACCUGAUGAACAACAAGAGCGAUCCCAGGGUCAAUGAUUGGUUCUUGAUGAGCUCGCCCUUCCCGACGCUCUGCAUAUGUCUCAGCUAUGCCUACUUUUCCAAGGUCCUCGGGCCCAAGCUCAUGGAGAAUCGCAAGCCGUUCGAUCUUCGCAAAGUCAUGAUCUGGUACAAUCUUUUCGAAGUCAUAUUCUCCACUUGGCUUUUCUACGAGUGUUUAGUGUCCGGUUGGGGUGGUGAUUAUUCAUUCAGAUGCCAGCCAGUGGACUACUCGCAGAGCCCGAAAGCAAUGAGAAUGGCUCGAGGCUGUUGGUGGUAUUACUUCAGCAAAUUCAUCGAGUUUGCAGACACGCUAUUUUUCGUUCUUCGGAAAAAAAAUGACCACAUAUCAAAUCUGCAUGUGAUUCAUCAUGGAAUCAUGCCAAUGUCCGUCUGGUUCGGCGUCAAGUUCUCGCCAGGCGGUCACAGCUCGUUCUUUGGCUUGCUAAACACGUUCGUCCACAUGGUCAUGUACACGUAUUACCUGCUGGCCGCUCUUGGCCCUCAAUUACAGCCCUACCUCUGGUGGAAGAAAUACCUCACUUCGCUGCAGAUGAUCCAGUUUGUGCUGGUCAUGAUUCACGCCUUCCAAUUGCUCUUCAUCGAGUGCAACUAUCCCAAGGCCUUCGUCUGGUGGAUCGGCAUGCACGCCGUACUCUUCUACUUCUUAUUCCGUGACUUCUAUCGACAAGCUUAUAGCAACAAGGCCAAAAGAGCUUCGAUCGAAGCUCAAAAGAAGAAAGAUGCAGCGGCAGCAGAAGCAGCUUCGCCGAAUGGCCAGCGAAGAAAUGGCCAAAAUGGCACUGUCUAUCCUAGUCAAUAUAAAAUGGCAACUGCCUAUGUAUCCGAUAGUGGCAUGAGAAAUCGAGUAUUCAUCGAUAAUCGAAGCGAUUACAAUGAAUGAAGUACGAACGUGUUUUCAUUUUGAUUCCACGAUAAUAUGUAUUAGAAAAGAAACAAUUGCUACAGGUGUUGGUUGUUUUUUUUUCUUUUCUUUUUCACAUCUAUUUAAUAUCUCAUCUGAAAGUACGCGAAGUAAAAUGCGAAGUUCGAAUUCAACCAAGUAUCGAUCUCGUCAGACUGAACUGAAACAGUAAAAAUUGGUUGCAAGCUCGCAAGAAUUUAAAUUUCACUCGUGAUUUCAUGAGAAAAAAGCCGAAACAAGUGUUCCGCUAUUCAAUAAUUCUGUUCACUAUGAAUAUUAUAUUAAUUAUGCAAUUUUAUAUAAAGUAUGAUAUUUGUAUAUAUGUUUUUUUUCAAUAUGAGUGAUUGAUAAUUGUGCGUGUGUUUGUAUAUUUAUUAUGGAAGAAUGCGAUACUUUAUUGUUAAGUUUGUUCAUAUUGGCAUCCCAUUUUUGAAUAUAUUUAAUUGUAAACAACAGCGUAUUUAAAAUAUGCAUCGAAUAUUUUUAAUUAGGAAGAUUA
Molecule: messenger RNA, 1737 nt
Organism: Trichogramma pretiosum
Lineage: Eukaryota; Metazoa; Arthropoda; Insecta; Hymenoptera; Trichogrammatidae
Gene: Elovl7
Product: elongation of very long chain fatty acids protein AAEL008004
Exons: 4
Coding region: 237-1217 (326 amino acids)
Biological process (GO): very long-chain fatty acid biosynthetic process; fatty acid elongation, saturated fatty acid; sphingolipid biosynthetic process
Cellular component (GO): endoplasmic reticulum membrane
Molecular function (GO): fatty acid elongase activity
Source: RefSeq, a predicted model, not a curated record